Messenger RNA from Stylonychia lemnae, 2283 nucleotides. The record is from the annotation of a GenBank genome assembly. Lineage: Eukaryota; Ciliophora; Spirotrichea; Sporadotrichida; Oxytrichidae.
AUGAAAGUAGAAAAUUAUAGACUUUAGACUCCUAAUAUCAAAGCAAGUCUACUUAAGAAUAUUCCUGCAAAAGAUACUCACUUAUUUGAUUGUCCAAUACCCAACUAUAAGCCAGCCCCCAAGAAGAUAGCUGAAUCAAAGGAAUAGAUAUUUGGAUUUUAUAAUGGCAAUUCUUUGAAUACUAAAAGCUCAAUUUCCAAAAGUAAAGCUUAAGAAAUAGAAAAUACCAUUCAUCAGUUUCAUUAGAUAACUUAGGUCUAAAGAAAUUCUAAAAGUCCAGAUAGGUCAAGGUCUCCUUUGAAAAAUUCUCCCUAAAAAUACAAUUAGGCAAUAACUUUACUGUCUAAAACUUACAAGCAAACUUAAGUUACAUCUUAAGGUGAUGAAAAAUUAAACUUUGGAAUAAACACUGUGAAAUAAUCAAAAAUUUAAGAAUUGUAAAAUAUUUAGAAAUCAAAAGCUCCGAAAUUGCAAAGACCCAAAACAGCUACAACUAAGAGUAAAUAGAAAAAAUAAAAGCUGAAGACAUAGGAGGAGUUAGAAGAUUAAAAUGCAGAGCCCUUUGGAGAAAUAAUUCAAGAAAAAAAAACAUAACUUAUUCCCAUUAUUGACAAAAAUGAUUUUAAAUAUUUUAAGCCCUGGAUUAUUGAACCAACUAAGCCUUUACCUUAGUGGGCUGAAGAUAUGCAGGAUAAGCCAUUAAGUGCUAUUUUAGAAAAAGAUCUAAAAAUUCUAAAUCAAACCAAUGAGCUUCAUAAGAAAUAGAUUGAGUUCAAUCCAGACUCAUUGUCUGCUAUAUUUGAUCCUAGCUAAUGGAUUGUAAAUGAUGUAGUUCUUAGAAGAGCAGGUGCUUUGCCCUAGUAAAAAGCAGCUAAUGAGAGCAAGACAGAUCACUCUAAAAGAUUAGCUGAGAUUUAUACUAAGUUCUUAGAUACGUAUGACUAAUAUAAAGAUAAGAUUAAUUUUGAAGAAGGAAUAGAUGAACCAUUUGACCCAAGAUAAGCUCGAGAAAGAAUACAAAAAAGACUUGAAAAGUAGGUAGUUGAAUAAAAAAUUUAAUCAUAGGAAGUAACUCUAAAAAUUUUAAAUGAGAAUCAGGAUUUGUAAGAUGACAUUUAGUCUUAAAUUCAUGGAGCUGAAUCUGAAUUUGUUGUAGAAUCUGAUGAUGACUUUGACUUUGAGAGUUAAUAAGUAAAUGGCACUGAGUCGUACUAAAUGGAAUUGGAUGAGGUUGAAAAAAUCCCCAAAAAACUCAGAGAGGAGCUAGAAAUAACUGAAAUUAUAAUUGAAAGAAAUACCUAAGAGGCAAGAAUAUAAAAUGAGCAACUAUAAAAGAAGUUAGAUGCUUAAAGAUUUUUAGAUGAGGAAAAUAAAAAGAUAGAAGACGAAGAAAUUCGCUAAUCUCUAAUGAGUGAUUUUGCCAAGUAAUUAGAGUAAUUGGUCAAAAUAGAAUUUGAUAAGGCUAAACCUUUAAUUGCUCUUGAUCUAGUUUAUGAAGAAGAAAAAUAAAAGAAAGAAAAAAAAGAUUAAGAGUUGAGGAUACUUCAAGAGGAAGAAGCAAACAGAUAGAAGAAAACAAGUGCGUUUGAGUUCUAAUAACAAAAAAGAGAUAGAUAGCAGAAUAGAAUAAAUAAAAUUUUAGGGGUAAAAGGUGGUAAAACUAGCACAAGGUUAGAUGCCUAACUUGAUAAUUGGAUAUCAAAUUUUGAUAAGAAACUAAAGGACGAAGAAACCUUGACAAAGGCACUUGCUAAUAAUCAUUUGGAAAAUUAAAAAGAACUAAAAGAAACACUUAGAGAAUUUGAAGAUGCUUUAAAAUACUAUGAAAAUAUUGAGCAGUAUGAUAAAGAUAUGAAGAAAUAUAUGAGAAAGUUAGAAUUAAUUGAAGAAAGAGACAAAAAUUAGAUUAACUCACCUCCCUAGGACAGUGAAUAGCAAUUUAAUUUUGUAGGUCAAAAACCUGCAAAGGAGAAGAAUCUGUCUUAAAAAGUCUCAUAAAAAAUAAAUGUAGACAUUUCCUCUAUUCUGAGUCAAAAUGCUUUUAAGAACUUAAAGUCUCCUUAGAGCAACACACUUUCACAGAGAACUUUGGUAUUUUAAAGAGUCAGUACUUAGAAAAUAUCUAGUGAAUAAGAUUAUGGUGAUUAGAUUGAUGAGGCUAGGUAGGAUAUGGAUAGUCCUUUCGUUUUAACGCCUACAAGAUUGCAGAAAAUAUCCAUUCCCUUAGAGAUAUAUUAAGGUGAAGAGAACGAUAUUUAAAAUUAUAAUGAUGAUUUUGAAUGA